AGCAGAUCCUCCGCAGCUGUGAGUCCACCUGACACCCAGCGCAGCGCAGCAGAGGCGGACAGACAGCCGGCUUCACGUCACCGCAGACCGCGUCCUGAAGGGGCAUGGGGGGGCACCUCGCCCGCUAGCUAACCCGAAUACAUAACCUCGUAGCGGAAGGCGCACGGCCGGCGGUCCCCGAUCAUGGUGUCGUGGAUCAUUUCGAGGAUAGUCGUCCUCGCCUUUGGGACGCUCUACCCAGCAUACUCCUCAUACAAGGCUGUCAAGACGAAGAACGUCAAGGAAUAUGUGAAGUGGAUGAUGUACUGGAUAGUAUUUGCGUUGUUCACCACAGCAGAGACAGCCACAGACCUGCUCCUAUCAUGGUUUCCAUUUUACUUUGAGCUAAAGAUCGCCUUCGUGAUCUGGCUCCUGUCUCCAUACACCAAAGGCUCCAGUGUCCUCUAUCGCAAGUUUGUCCACCCAACCCUGUCCAACAAAGAGAAGGAGAUUGAUGAGUAUAUAGCACAGGCCAAAGACAGGAGUUACGAUACCAUGAUGAGGUUUGGAAAACGGGGUCUCAACCUGGCUGCUAAUGCUGCUGUCACUGCAGCCACCAAGGGGCAGGGUGUGCUGUCAGACAAGCUGCGGAGUUUCAGCAUGCAGGACCUGACUCUCAUCAAUGCUGAGGAUGAGCUGGCUCUGCACACAUCAGAUGCCCGCAUGAGACGGGACACCAUGGACGAGAUGAGCUCAGGGGCCAGCACGCUGCCCCGGGCCAAGAGCACUGCUACACGGCAGACCCGCUCUUUGGCAGCCACGUCUCUUGCAGCCACGUCUCUUGCUGAUGACACGUCAUCCCAACACAGCUCUGACCAAUCAGACACAAGGACUGAGCACUCUGAUGAAGAUGCUGGAGACAAACCCCCGAAACGAGGGACCAGUGUCAAGGCAACCAAGAAACCUCCUGCUGCUAAGACAGAGACUCAAAGUAAGACGGUGAAGAAACCGACAAAGAAAAAGACCACGACCAUUAAUGCAGAGACACCACCAUGAGGCCUGAGCAUCCAGCGGCCUACACUCUCCACCCACAGCCUGCAGACGGCUCUUCUGUUUCGUCUCCACACGAACACAUACCCACCAUAUGUAUGUAUAAUAUCAAUCACCAAAAUUGCAUUGCUCUUGCUGGUUUUUAGAGCAAAAUACAGAUUUAGUUUUUAUCCAUAUGAGGCCACCUUUAUGUGGGAACGGUUCUUUUACUUUUACUGGGUUGCUGCAUUUUUCCAUCUCACUCAGAUUUAACAGUCGGAUAUUUCUCAGACAUCUUUUUAUUUUGAAGAUUAUUAGUCAAUCUAAUCAUCAAGGCUAACGUUUCCCUUUUUAACCUGUAGUCAUCUAUGUACGUCCCCGUAAUAGACAAUAUGAACUGGCCAUUUGCAGUUUUUCAUUCUAUUUUUUCAUGUUACUAUUUCAUGUUGUGUAUCGACAUUCUGGAUUCAAGCUGUUUUUGUUGAAGCAUGUCUAGUAAAUGGUUACGUUCUUCACUCCUACUUCCCUAGUUUUGGUUUGGGUCUCCUCUGUGACCUCUAGAAACUGGUUCCAGUUGAAGAGCAAAUCAACAAAUGUUGACCACACCAUGAUGGUAGAAAUCAUCAGAAACAUCUCGUCUUUUAACCAGGUUUGAUUUUAAGACCCUGAAUUUACCAAUAGUUGUAGACAUCCUUAAUAAUCCUGUGUGAGACCUCAUCAUUCACACUUUUGACUACAGCUUAGGUCAUAGUAGCUACCAAUCAGCAACUACCAUGUCCUAUAAUGAAACAGUCUAGUUAUACAGGAUUAUUUAUGAUCAAACCUGUCUUGGUUCUCUCUCUUUUUAAAAUUUUUAAAAAUGUUAUUUGAACCUUUUUGACCUUAGACCUAACUGCUUGUGUUAGCGUUUAAAGUUCAGUAAACCUCUGAGUGAGCUCUGUUAUGUUCACGUCUCACUUGUGUGUCAACUUUCUUCCUCACUGCUGAUGACUUCGAUGUCAUGUUCAGUGCUGGUCAUGGGAGUAGUUUGUUUAGUGUUGGCUUAGUUAUCCUUCAUCUAGACAUCCCCCUCUUGGGGUGUGAUUUACUCAUGAUCAUUUAUUUGUUAUACUUCUGUUUUAUCCAGUUCUGUGCGUCAGGUAAUAUUGGCAAUGGAUAUAAUCUGCUGUGCAUAUCCAGGCUUCGUGUGGUGACGCUUUAACUGAGUGAUGAUGGCGCUCUCUCCCAAUUAAAUACAGUGGUCACGGACGAGUUGUCAGUGUUUGUGAGGUAACAUCUGCUUUCCGUGGCGUCUCUAAUAUUGUUUGUAUGGUGACACGUUACCUCAUUAUAAAAGCGGGAUAAAGCAUUAUAGAGAUAAUUCAACCAAAAGAGAGACUGAGAAUUAUUUUCUUCUUCCCAUGCUGUUUCGUGUGUGUGUGUGUGUGUGUGUGUGUGUGUGUGUGUGUGUGUGUGUGUGUGUGUGUGUGUGUGUGUGUGUGUGUGUGUGUGUGUGUGUGUGUGUGUGUGUGUGUGUGUGUGUGUGUGUGUGUGUGUGUGUGUGUGUGUGGCGGCAUACCAGGCUGUGUGAGUUUCUAAACACCGUGGACUUUAGUUCUGUUAUGAGCUCUUUCUUCUGACUGCUCUGGAAUGGGAGAUUUAAAUAGCAUGACACCACCACUUCUGCACUUGUUACUGCUGUCUGCAGUGUGACACUAGUAAGAACCAAUAGGGGGUGACAAACUCCAACUCAACUGUUGGCUAAGUUACUUAACAAGAUGUAAACACAAUGUAAAUAGGAAACGUAACUGUAUAUAGAGUUAGAGCUUGCUUGCCCUAUGCCGGCUGACAUCCAUUUAAUUUCUUCAUAAUUUGUGGGCUCUUGUUUAAAAUUCUUAGUCUUAACAAAUCGUAUGUUCUGAGACCAGAGAACGCUCGUAAACAUCUGGUGUUGGACGUGAUUGUUUUUCUUUUGUGUUUUUAAUAAAGAAGUUCACUUUUCUUUUCACAUGAAAGCACAUGAACUCUUCUCCAUCACAAAGUAGAUGAUCUCCAGACUGAGUCUAAACUGAGGUUUGUGUUCACUUCCUGCUAUGUUCUCUACUCAGUCUGGUCAUAACGUGUUUUAAGGCCAUAAGUUCUUAGUUUAAUGUUUACGCUAUCAAAAGUAAACAAUGUCUUAUCAAGAUACCACUUAACCUUUUUUUCCAGUGUCACAUUUGGAUAUUUAUUGUUGAUUAUUUUCUAUUUAAAAUCAGUAUUGUAUACAGGGAAGUUCAUAUAUUGUUUGUGCCAAUUCUCAAAGCUCCAUGUCAAAAAGGAUAUUGGUAUGUGUGCUGGGACAAUGGUUUAACAAGGUCAUGUAUCAGUACUAAAACUACUAAUAAAGGAAAUAAAAUCUU
Molecule: messenger RNA, 3389 nt
Organism: Hippoglossus stenolepis (Pacific halibut)
Lineage: Eukaryota; Metazoa; Chordata; Actinopteri; Pleuronectiformes; Pleuronectidae
Gene: reep2
Product: receptor accessory protein 2
Exons: 8
Coding region: 184-1035 (283 amino acids)
Biological process (GO): endoplasmic reticulum tubular network organization
Cellular component (GO): cytoplasmic microtubule; endoplasmic reticulum membrane; endoplasmic reticulum tubular network
Molecular function (GO): microtubule binding; taste receptor binding
Source: RefSeq, a predicted model, not a curated record